GUCGCCAUGCUUUUGCCAGCCACCAUGCAUGUGCUGAUCGUUCAUUCUCGGUUACAUACAAAAACAUCCGAACCAGUCGAACCUUCAGUCUCGUGGGAUUUCACAUGUCAAGUGUCACACAGGCUGACACAGCAGCCGGGCCGUCCAUCUGCAAUGCAUUGAUUCGAAGAGCAGUGGUUCAAGCUUACUCAACAGCAGCCACUUGUGUCAAUGGGAUAUCCUGCUAGCCACACCGAGGAGACAUUGAAAGUGGAGAACUGCUGCAUCCAACGCUCACGAUGUUACUGGAGAGGAGUACGAUGCGCAUCGUCAUAAUCGCCCAUGCAGCGAUUGGCGCGAGAUUGAAAGCAGCUGCAGUGCUGCAGAUCGAUGAUGCGGGUCAUGGUGAAUCGUCGAAGUCGGCGAUGUUGAGGGAAGCAACUCGUGGCCACUUCCUAACUGGGCUACAGCACGAGGAAGACGGUGUCCGCACGCUACACACGAGCUUCACAAUGCACUUGGUGUGUCGUAGGUGUUUAAACUGCCCAUUCGCUUUAUUGGACUUGCGACGCGUUCAGAAAUUGCCAACCCUAAAGCUGUCGGACGUGCCGUCCGCAAAGACCAGCGCCCUCGACCGCCACCUGCUAUGCCAUGGAUCUCUUGACCCACCAAGUUGGCUCUACGGUGAUUACGUCCUGGCCAAUUCCAAUGGACGGUCUAUUCUCCUCAAGUGCGUUCACUCAACAAUGACAAUGUAA
Didymella exigua CBS 183.55 is the source of this 737-nucleotide messenger RNA. RefSeq lists its product as uncharacterized. The record is from RefSeq and is a predicted model, not a curated record. The transcript has 2 exons. Bases 279 to 737 code for a protein of 152 amino acids. Lineage: Eukaryota; Fungi; Ascomycota; Dothideomycetes; Pleosporales; Didymellaceae.